This is a messenger RNA of Candida tropicalis MYA-3404, 1317 nucleotides long. RefSeq lists its product as uncharacterized. The transcript has a single exon. NCBI's taxonomy places the organism in Eukaryota, Fungi, Ascomycota, Pichiomycetes, Serinales, Debaryomycetaceae. Bases 1 to 1317 code for a protein of 438 amino acids. The record is from RefSeq and is a predicted model, not a curated record.
AUGCUCAGAUUUCACGAUAAAGGGUUGUUCAAUAAAUGGAUGAGUGCUAUAAUUCUUUCCAAAUAUGAAUAUGAAAAGUUGAAUGAAGCGUUUACUGCUGUUAUUUUGUCCUCCAAGGGAUCAAGAUUACUGGAUAUCCGUGUUUUGUUGGGUAACAAAAAGAGAUUCCCACAGUAUGAAUGGUGUAAUAUUAGAUUACCAGAGGUUUCUACCAAAUGGAUCAAAGUUUACAUGGUUGUUUUACCUAGUGACAAGGGUCAUAUUGGAAGAAUUGAGAUUUACCCUUCAGAUAAAAAAGUUCUGAAGAAAUACCUCAUUGCUUAUAUUUCUGACUUGGCUGCUAUUUUCAAUGUGUAUCCUGAACAAUCAAACAUGAUUGAUGUCAACUCCAUUAUGCGUGCUGCUGGUGAAAUCCAUAUUAGUAAGAAUUAUGAACAUUUAUUCCCUCAUAGUAUGGAUAAUGAAUUGCAUCAUCACCAAUUGCUUAAUCCAAGAAAAUUGAUUGCUAAAAAUCAUGGUAUUUCACGUUCUGGUUCUAAUCAUUCCCUUUCUUCGCUUACUAAAGAUACACCAGGAACACCAGUUAAUCGUUCACGUUCAGGUUCAACAAAUUCUACAAGUUCAUUUUUCAAUCAACCAUCAUCUCCACCAUCCAGUAAUGGUCUUGCCAGAAAUGGUUCAUUGAAUGGAUCUCCUGUUAAUCCAAAUCACAAUCAAAAGGGUCACAAGAGAAUUAACUCCAGUUUCUUCAAGAGACAUGCUGAUGACUUUGUUUUGACCAACUCCAUGUACAUCAUGCCAAUCUCUCAUCCGGGGGUCACUGCAGUUGAAACUAUGAUUCGUAAUUAUAUCCCGAUUAUUGAUGCAUUUAAGUUGUAUGGUCGUCCAAAACGUUUGAUUAGUGAUAAAACCAACAUGCACUCCAUGUUAUUUGGUUUACCAUCAUUACCACAUUACCAAUAUUUGUCUAGUAAAGAUGCCGAAAGAGCAUUUGCUGAGAAUUUCUCCAUGGAUUUGAAUUGGUUUGAAUGGCCAGAGAUUAUGUCAAAGGAAAUCAAUGAUUUGCAAAUGAAUUGUAGUAAGACAUAUGGUGGUCAUGGUGAUAUUGGUAAAUUGUAUGAAAAUUUGGAUUUGGAUUUUAAUGAAAUUAGCUCUCCAGUUCUUAAUUUCACUAGUUUUGAGGAUGAUGUUCCAAGUUUGAAUGAUCCAAUUGACUUUGGUGGAGCAAUUGGGAAUUCACCUCCAAGAGUAACAUCUCCUUUAAGUCUUGUUGAUGAUAAUCCAACUUAUGGUGCAACCAGAAAUCUCAUGGUUUGA